Molecule: messenger RNA, 3615 nt
Organism: Uloborus diversus
Lineage: Eukaryota; Metazoa; Arthropoda; Arachnida; Araneae; Uloboridae
Product: guanine nucleotide exchange factor DBS-like
Cellular component (GO): cytoplasm
Molecular function (GO): guanyl-nucleotide exchange factor activity; protein binding
Source: RefSeq, a predicted model, not a curated record
AUGCCCCUCCGGAAUUCCCAUAGCCAGAUUGAAGAGCAGAUUGAUUCCUUCAUCCAAACUUUCAAGCGCAACAGCGCCUCUUUCGCGAGCAACUUCAGCAUCGAAGCAUAUGGGGCGUCCCUCCGGCAUACUUUCAGUGCAGGACAGCUCAGCCCCACGCAGUUUCGCGGGAAGAGGUCCUCCCUCGUGUCCACCUGCUCUUCCACCUCCAGAAGGACGUCCACUGAUCAUUCCGUUUCUGAAGAGGACGUCAGCGAAAGCAGUGAUGAAACAAUGGAGGAAAAUAGUUAUUCUUUAUGUGUGCAAGAUGUUGCAUAUUUGCUACAAAACAGAUAUGCGAUAAUUACAGGUGGGAAAACAUUAGACGGUUUUCCCAUCAUCACCUUCCCAGAUUCGUCUGUGGAAUUCCUCAGUCUUUCAGAAGAUGAAUACAGAAGGUUGGUGCUCUACUUAACAAGUGUUCCUUCAAUGCAAGAUGCAGACCGGGGUUUUGUUCUAGUCAUAGACAGAAGAAAUGACAAAUGGAGUGCUGUCAAAACUGUCCUCCUCAAAAUUGCAGGUUUCUUCCCGGCUCUCAUCCAGGUGGUGUUCGUGCUCAGGCCGGCCGGUUUCCUGCAGAAAGCAAUAUCCGGUGUCAGCAACAAAUUCUUCAAAGAAGAGUUCAAGUUCAAGGUGGUAGUUUGUUCAACAAUUGAAGAACUUCACUGUCACAUUGACAUCAGUCAACUCACGAGUGAUUUGGGUGGAACUAUUUCUUAUGAUCACAAUGAAUGGAUACAGCAAAGAACGGCUGUCGAAAAGUUCUCAAAAAACACGAGCGAGGUAUCGGUGACCCUCCAAGCUAUGAUCACCCAGUGGCAAGCAAGUGUUCUCCCUAACGACCCGUCCUCCACAUCUGCACUCAUCGAAGAACAUGGUCGAGACCACCAUGACCUCAAGGAGGACAUCCACAGUGCCAUCCGGCAUGGGGAGACCCUCCUCAGCUGCAUCCGCCGCCCGUCCGAAGUGGACGCCUCCCUGGAUCUCUGUCCUGACAAGCUCAUCAACGUGGCUGCUGUAGAAAGAUUGCUAAUUCAGUUAGAUGAAACAGAGAAAAGUUUUGAUGCUUUUUGGGUGGGACAUGAAAAGAAACUUCAGCAGUGCUUAGAACUUAGAUAUUUUGAGCAGGAUUUCAGAGAAGUGCAAAAUGUUUUGUCUUCAUGUAUGGAUAAACUUUGUGCCAUGCCAUCAUCUGGUGAUUCCUUAAUGCAAGUGCAAGAAGUUUUAAAAGAUGUUGAAGACUUUGAAGAAAAUGUUCAAGUUGAGAUUGCCAGGAUGGAAGAUGUGCAGCAGAGAGGGAAGUGCCUGAUUGAAGAGAACCACUAUGCUGUUGAUUCCAUCUCCCCCAAGUGUAUGGAGCUCGAGAAGAUGGUAGGUGACUUCCAAAACCAGCUCCAACAUAAGCUUGACAUUCUCAGGAAGUAUUGUGACCUGCAUGACAAAAUAGAAAAGGCAAAUACAUGGUGUGCAGAAGGAGUGGAGCUCUUAGCUUCUCACCAGAUUGAAAAGUGCACGUGCUAUGAGUUUGCAUCCAGGGCCCUUCAGAAUGUGGAUGAGUUCUUACAGAAGGGACGAGAGAUGCAGAUCUGUGAAGAGCUUGAAAAUCAUUCCAUUUUUGAAGCGGCCAUUUCUCCUGAAACCAGGACACUUGUGCAGCAGGUUCUGAAGAGACUUGAGGACAUGCGAACAGUGUGUGAGAAGAGGAAAUCUAGCCUGGAGAAAUUGGCGGUGAAGCCUGUCAGGCCCGUCCAGGCUGUGGUUCCGGAACCCAAGCAUCCUCCACUCAGAAGAGCUUCUCCUGACAAUGAGAAGAAGGUGGUGCUCAGGAGAGGGACAAAGACAACAAUAGAAAUUUGCCAUGAAGAGAAUGAAAUAGAAAAUUCUGCAUAUUUUCGUCCCAUUCAGACUUCAGAAAAUUCUCACUCAAACAGAAAUAGCACAGACAUCUUGAAACUCAAAAGAGGGCAUGUGAUGGCAGAAUUGAUCGAAACUGAAAAAACUUAUGUAACAGAGUUGAAAAGUAUUUUAAAUGGUUACAUGAAAGAGAUUGAGAAUCCUGCCUUGAGAGACCUUGUGCCUGCUGUUCUCUUUGAUGAGAAAGAAACCCUCUUCGGAAACAUGGAGGACAUUUAUGCAUUUCAUAGCAACAUUUUUUUAACAGACCUUGAAGGUUGUAGUAGUACUCCUGAGCUAGUUGGAAAGUGCUUUGUUUUAAGAAGUGAAUCCUUCCACAAGCUAUACAGCAUUUAUUGCCUCAACAAACCGAAGUCCGAAUCCCUCCGUAGACAGUGUGGCGAUGACAAUCCCUUUUUCAAGGAAUGCCAAAGAAACCUUGGUCACAAGUUGCCUCUCGGUGCCUAUCUGUUGAAACCUGUCCAGAGAAUCACCAAAUACCAGUUGCUAUUACAAGACCUACUCAAAUUUUGUGAAGAAAGCAUUGUUGAACUUAAGGAAGCCUUGGAUACAAUGCUGACUGUGCUCAAAUAUGUCAAUGACAGCAUGCAUCAAGUUGCCAUCACUGGAUUUCAUGGUUGCCUAACAGAAUAUGGCAGGCUCCUACUUCAGAGCUCUUUCAAUGUGUGGGUGGAGAACAAAAAAGACCGUAUUCGUGAGCUUCGGUUCAAGCCCCACCAGCGCCACAUCUUCCUCUAUGAGGGCCUGGUGCUCUUCACCAAGAAAUAUGGGCGUGAGGAGAGCCCUAGCUAUGCCUUCAAGAAUGCCCUUAAGACUUCUCAAAUAGGCCUCACUGAAAAUAUGCAUGGAAGCAAAGCUGAAGGUCGAAAGUUUGAACUCUGGCUGCAUGGGCGAAAGCAGAUUUAUAUUUUACAGGCUCCUACUCCAGAGAUAAAGUUGAAGUGGGUGUCGGAGAUAAAACGUGUACUGUUUCAACAAUUUGAACAUCUUAAAGAUGAAAAUAAAAAGCUGUACUCUGAGAAGAUAAAAAGCUUGAAUGGUCUAAUCUCUCAAUCUCCUGUUUCCAAAAGGGGUCAAGUGGUGUCUAGUCAGAGCUGGGACAAUGCUCCCCCAGAGAAUAAUAACAUGGUGGCCCAGGAGAAGGGCAGGAGAGCCACCUUCACCUCAGAGGACAGCUACCAGAAAGAAGACCUGGACAACCAGGAUGAUGGGUGGUCAACUGAUGAACUCUCGCAGACAGAGGACGAAGAUGAGGAUGGGGAUAUAUUCCUCCAGACUGCAGAGGUGAAGGGAAGAUAUGUGGUCCUCGGAGACUACGCGGCUGUGGAUGUGGGGGAGGCCUCCUUACAUGAGGGACAGGUGGUGGAGGUGGAGAAGGUGGGCUGCGCUGGCUGGUGGUAUGUGCGCUGCCCUGACUCAGGUUGCAAAGGUUGGGUGCCGGCAUCCUACCUUGGACCAAGUCCCCACAACAACAACAAGAGGAAUUCAAGAUCAUCCCCAUCAAUCAGCAGUCAAGAUUCUGGCAGUGGUAGUUUACAACGAGCUGCCAGCAAGUCCAGCGUCACCAGCAACAUGAGUAGCACGAGUCAAGAAGCUGCCAACUCGUGACAUGACGUGACGAGUAUCUCAAGUCCCACCUCUUUCCAGUGAAAAAAUGAAGCC